Molecule: messenger RNA, 2801 nt
Organism: Ruditapes philippinarum (Manila clam)
Lineage: Eukaryota; Metazoa; Mollusca; Bivalvia; Venerida; Veneridae
Exons: 4
Coding region: 159-2555 (798 amino acids)
Cellular component (GO): extracellular region
Molecular function (GO): peptidase inhibitor activity
Source: RefSeq, a predicted model, not a curated record
CGAACAACAACCAAAUCACCUCUAAUCCUCGGAGGGAUUUUCUCAAUCAAUCGCCACAAGGAACAAAACACAUGCCCGAUUAGCGUUAUGUUUUCACAUAGAUAUAUAUAAGCAGAAUGAAUAAUACCGGCUGAAACCACACGCAUGAAAUCUUCGAAAUGGAACGGCAUUUUCUGCUAUGCGUUCUUUUUGGAUUCCUUGCAACUGUGCAUUGUGUAGACGAAAAACCUGGCUUAUGCCCUAAAGCCAAAGGUCUUGGCGCAUGUAUUGAAGAAUGUUCAGAUGACAUGAGUUGUCCGGAGCAGAAAAAAUGCUGCUCUAAUGGAUGUGGACACACCUGUCAGACUCCUAUAUUUGAAGAAGGAGUUACGAUAACUUGUGGAAACAGUCAGUAUGACCCAGUUCAUCAGCUAUGUUGCGAUGGCACCGUUCAACAGAAAGAGGGAGUGAUGACUCGAUGUUGCCGUAAACAGAGUUAUGAUGCCACUAAAUACAUGUGUUGCAACCGUAAAGUUAGCCCACGAAACGGCACGCUACCGAAAUGUUGCGGCAAUGACGGCUACGAUGCAGCAUAUUAUCUAUGCUGCAGAGGUAACAUUAUAAAGAAAUCUGGAGAGUUACCUCACUGCUGCGGUAGUGAAGCAAUUGAUGCAUCUAAGCAAUUAUGCUGUAAAGGAACGGUUCAGGAGAAAGUAGGAAAGCUACCAAGAUGUUGUGGAGCAGUAGGCUAUUGCGCUUCUAAGCAGCUUUGUUGCGGCGGAAACUUACAAGGAAGAAUCAACACUCAAAUUAAAUGUUGUAAAAAUGACAGUUACAACCCAACAAAAGAGAUGUGCUGUAAAGGGGUUGUAAGCAAGAAGAGUGGAGAUAAACCGUUAUGCUGUGGAACAGCUUCUUAUGAUGCUGUUAAAAAAAUAUGUUGCCAAAGCACUCUUCAUAAACGAGACGAUGGAGAUACGAAAUGUUGUGGAAAUGAGACAUAUGCUCAAUGUAAGUUCAUGUGCUGUAAAGGGUCAGUAGAAAAGAAAAAAGGCUUGAUACCACGAUGCUGUGGCGGUUCAGCAUAUGACGCCGCUCUUAAAUUAUGUUGUAAGGGCAAAGUUUUCAAAAAGGUCGGAACAAAACCAAGAUGUUGCAACGAUACGCUGAUCGAUGGGACCAAGCAAUUAUGCUGCGAUGGAGUUGUAAGAGGUAUGAUGGGGACAAACAGCAGAUGUUGUGGCACAAAGCGAUAUGACUCUUUAACUCAACUUUGUUGUAACGGCACGGUGAAGGCAAAGAAGGGUGAGGAUCCAAAGUGCUGUGGUCCCAAAAUGUAUGAUGCUACCACUCAUACGUGUUGUUCGGGGAGACUAGCUAAAGCUGACGGAGCAAAACCGAAAUGUUGUGGCACUAAAGCCUAUGACAGUGCUUAUCAGUUAUGUUGUGAGGACAAAGUUAAGAAUAUGAAAGGAGCCAUGUCUAAAUGUUGUGGCCGUGAAGCAUAUGACGUUGCCCACUAUCAAUGUUGUGAAGGUCGAGUAGAAAAAAGAGAGGGUGCAAAACCCACGUGCUGUGGACGUAGUGCAUAUGACGAGACUCAUUUUAUGUGUUGCAACAACAGAUUAAGAAGCAUCAAAAAGUCACUUGUUCCAAUGUGUUGUGGAAAUGUACUUAUAGACUUAACACAGUCAUUGUGCUGCGAAAAUAUAACAGUUACAAGGAAAACUAAUACAUCUGCAUGUUGCGGAGCUGAGCAAUAUGACACGGUCACACACAUUUGUUGCGAAGGAGUCGUUAAUGAACAGGAGGGUUCGAAACCACAAUGUUGUGGGUCAAAAUCAUAUGAUGCUGCGGCAGAAUUGUGUUGUCUUGGUCAAGUGCAAAAGAGAUUCGGAAAAAGUCCUGAAUGUUGUGGUACAGCUUCGUAUGAUGCAGCUCAAUCGAUGUGUUGUGAUGGUUCAGUACAGCCACGCUUUGGACUUGAGCCAAUGUGUUGUGAGUUUAUUAGUUAUGAUGCGGCAACUCAUUUAUGUUGCGUUGAUAAAGUUGUUGACAAGAUCGGUCUGGUUAGCCCAUCUUGCUGUAGAAGAGAAAGUUAUGAUGCAGUGUCUUCAAUUUGCUGUCGAGGAGAUUUGUUCCCGAGAAAGGGACUGGAGCCGAAGUGCUGUGCAGAUACUGCUUACGACAACGCGUAUACUAUCUGUUGUGCUGGCUUCCUAUUUAAUCGGACCGGAAGUGAUGUCGCCUGCUGUGACGGUGAAAUGUAUGACAAAGCUACUCACAGCUGUUGCAAUGGAAUGGUUCAAGAAAAUGUUGGGAAUAAUACAAAGUGUUGCGGUCCAUAUCCAUACAACGGUGAUACAGAACUUUGUUGCGAUGGUCGUGUGCAGCCGUUUAUGGGCUCGAACACGGAAUGUUGCGGGUGUGAUUCGUAUGAUGCCGACAAGUUUUUGUGCUGCAGUGGAGUAGUUAAGGCUAUGACUGGCGAGCUUCCACAGUGCUGUGGAACACGUGUGUUCGAUGCUAAAAUGUACGAGUGUUGUAAUGGAAUUCUCAAGAAAAGACCUCAAUAAAUAAAACAAAUGAAUUGAAUAUAAAAAAUAAAUUUCAGCUAUGAUAUCAUUGCAUGAUAUUACCCUCUCAUGGAUAAAGCGUGGCAAAAAUGUCUGUAGAAAUGCAAUUACGUGUGAUAAUUCUGAAAAAUAACAAAUUCUAAACAUUUUCUUUUUUAAUGUUUAAGACAAAUAUUUUCAUCAUUGAACUAAUUUGAAGUAAAUAAGAUUAAUUUUGUAAUUGACAGUUUGAAAUAAAGAGCAGUC